Messenger RNA from Marchantia polymorpha subsp. ruderalis, 3602 nucleotides. The record is from the annotation of a GenBank genome assembly. NCBI's taxonomy places the organism in Eukaryota, Viridiplantae, Streptophyta, Marchantiopsida, Marchantiales, Marchantiaceae.
CCCUCGUCGUGGAGCGCGUCCGAGUGCCGGAUUUGAAAACUCACAAGGAGAGGCGACGAGAAGAGAGGGGGAGGGGGAAAGUGAAAGCGCCGAGAGGCAGCGUUUGCAUGCGGCUCGGAGGAGGGGCAGGAGCGCGAGGUCGAGGGCCUCGAAGCUCGAAGGGACGGGGAGAGCUGCCAGGGAGCGAUGCGAUCGACGAGCAGUGUCCCAAGACGAGGAGCCAGCGGAGCGACUGACUGACAGACGCAUUCGCUUCGUCUGAAUUUGGUUGAAGGCGCGACGAAGGCCGAGAGGACAUGAAGUGCUUCCGAGGCAGAAGAAGAUGGGAUUUCUGGUCGCGGUCGGCGUAGAAGAAGCCGACGAAGUUGAAGAAAACGAGGAGCGCGAGGAGGAGGUGGUUAAGAAAUUUGAUCUACGUGAGUGCUCCGUGAAUUAUAAGUCCGCGAGCGAAGAGUGCGACGGCGGGAGAGGGCGGUGCCGGUGGUUGGCGAUUCGGUGAGAUGCCUGACGAGUGCUGGGGCUAGUUCGGUGAGGAGUCCGUUUCAGUAGGUCCGAGGCGGGAUGGCGCAAUCGGGCCUUCCUAGAGGGCGGUCCUGGACUGCCGGAGCGCCGGCAGCAGGUGGAUCAGGUGCGGGGGGUGCAGCGUUCGCAGCUUCUUCGCGCUGGCUUCGGAACGAGAGGUACCGCGAGCUCAAUCAACUGGAGGAGGAAGCGAAGAGGAAUAUGAAGGAGAUUAAGCUUAUGGAGAAGGAGAUUCGCGAGCAGGCUGCUAAGUUGGAGAUGCUCAAGAAGCUCGAUGCCAAGCGGGUGGAAAGGAUUUCCGACCUAAGCAGGGUCCUCGAGACGGAGGAGAAUGUGGAGGGGAAGAGAAAGGGAGGAGGCGAAGGUGGUGUUGAUGUUGAUGAUGGGAAGCAGCAAGCGAGCGAGGGGUUGCAAGAGCAACUCAUGCGUUUGGAGCAAGAACGCGCCAGUAUUCUGAGCACGAUGGAGCAGACGAAGGUGGCACUGGAGCAGAAGGAGAAGGAAUUAGACCGGCUCGCAGGGCAUCACAAGGGUCUGUGCGAUCAGAUUGGGAAGGAGGAAAAAGCGUUGCAAGCAGCAGAAUUGGAGGAGUCGCUCCAGCAGAGUGUGGCCGUGCACCAGGAGAUGCGAUCGCUGUCCGAAGACCUGGGACGCCUCCGAGGUUUGAUGGAUGGCCUUCCCUCCGUACCCGAUCAGUUCAAGCAAAAUCCGAUGCGUCCAGUGAAACCCAGAGGCACAUAUCAUGCAGUUACGAACAGGGGGAAUAGAAGUGUGGCAAGGAAUAAUCAUGAGUCGAUUCCAGCUCCCGAACAAGGCCGCUCUUCGGCCGGGCAUGCCCUCCCUUUUACCGGCAGAAACAAGGUGCCUGUAGAAUUUGAAGAAAGGGAGGGCUCAAACCGGAAACGCCACAAGAACAGUUCAUUCGAGCAAGAGCUUCAACGAUUGCAUGAACAGAGAGAGAGAUUGGAGCAAGAGGCUCACGAGAAGCAGAUGUUGUUGGAGUCUGUGGCCCGGUUCUCCAACCAGUCACGAGAUGCCGAGUCUGGCAUAGGGAUGUAUUCCCGUAAACUGGUUGGAACUUCUCAACCAAUACUGAGCCCAUCCUCUGUCUUUGAAGGAUUCAAAGACACCCCGUCGCUGGGGCCGCCUAGACCGGCAACUACAGACUCAAGUUCUGCUUCUUCCGAUGCAUCAUCCGAAGACACCACCGUUGAGAAGCCCGAGAAUGGCGCUGUCAAUUCGGCCGCGAAGCGCCUGAAUUUCGGAGACUCCUCGUUGAAAAAACCCGAUACCACUAUGCUUCACCCGGUUGGUACAGGUAAGAGUUGUAUUUCUAUGGAAUCGAACUCAGACUGUGUGUCCGAACGGGAUGAUGAUAUGAGUAAAGACCAUUUCGGCAGCGUGGCUGUAGAAGACGGGUCUGUAGGAAGCUGCACGGACAUCACCGAGGAGCAAGGCUUUCCAGAGAAUGGAUUGAAGGGGGGAUGUUCUCCAGAGGAAGGUGAAACAAAGGACUUCCUUCAAGGAGAAUCGGUAGUGGAAGGCAUUGAAGAGGAAGAGUUAACGACAGGUAGUGGUAUCAACGAGAUUCAGAGACUCGAAGAGGAAGUUGGCAGCUGGGGAUAUGGAGAAACUCCGAGAAUUCUCCCUACGGAAGAACUUUUGCCUUCGGAAAUUAGAGCUGCCGAGACACCUGGAACUCUUAUUUAUCAUGAGGAACCAGGAGAGGGCGUUGUUGAGGAGGAAUCAUUGAGCGCUAGGUGUCACAAGAUCAGGCGAUCUUUGGAAUUUAUUUUCGAUUCGAAAAAUAUAGAAGGUGCUAGAGGAUCUCUUGAGACCUGUUUACACCCAGCUGUGCCGUCCUCUCAAUCACACCUGGAAGAGGAGGAAUCUUUUCAAGUCUCUAUAUUGAAGUCUUUUCAAACUGAAGAGGGCAAUCAACCUCGAGAACUAUAUGCUAAAAUUGGCGAUGAAGAUGAAUUCCGAGUAGGGAGACGAGAAGCAUCUGCUAAUGUUGGUGAUGACAACGAUUUUCAAAUCUGGAAACAGAAUGCCGAAACUCACAUACGGGAAUUGAGUUCUCAGUUUAGUCUUCUCCAUCAAAAGGUGGAGCGUGAAGUGGAGCUGCAAGAUGAGUUGAGGAAGCAACAGCACCUAGAACAGAGUUCAGCUACUACAGAACAGCUGACCAAGCAGGUUAACUCCUUUGGAGACGAAAUUACUGAACUCAGACAGAGCAUGCUCCAACUGCAGCAGAAACUUCUAAAGGAAGUUGAAAGCAGGUCAAGCGCGGAGCAUUCUAUAGAGCACUUCCGCAGUAUCUGCACUGAUCAAUCAUCCAAAUUGGAGCAUAUGGAGAGUCGGGUUAGCAUAUUAGCCAACGAGCUAGAGCAGCAACUGCAGCUGAAAGCCGAGCUAGAGGGAAAGCUUGACAAAGAAGCUCAAGAAAGAUUGAAAGUUGAGGUACGGCUCAAGGACCUGAGUCAUGCUGUUUUGCUUACGGCCAGCACACGAGAGAGAGGAGAAGAAGCAGUUGAAGAGCUGGUUGAGAAGCAGAAGAUAUUGUUGAUUGACCAAUUGAAAGAGGCAGAGAAGCUUCGAACUGUGGCGGAAGUGAGAGUAUGUACUCUUGAUAAGCAAGUCGAGCAGUUAGAAAUGGUCUGUGAUGUAUCUCAAAAUAUCCAAGAGAUUUUGAAGUUUCAAGACAAAGCUCUGAAGUUGGGGUUACAAACCCUAGUUCAGGUGCUUAUGCUAGCAUUUGGUGUAGUUACUUUGUACAGCCGGGUUGCGGAAGCAAUUAAAGGUUCCCUCAUUCCUACCUAGAAUCACCCAAAUCGGGAAAGCCCAGCGCGCAUCUCGAUAAUCUUGCACAAAGUCCACCUUCUAGAUGUGGAGGUCUCACAUCACGCAUGUGUGGAGGUUAAAUCUAACUUCAGUCCUACCCAACAAGAACACUUCCACAGGCAAGUGCGUUCCUCUGAUUUUAUCUUGUUGGUAGCGUCAAGAAGAGACUGUGCUGUACUUUUUGUAAUUAAUUUUCUCUCAUGUUUUGAGGUGUACAUUUCUCUCGACACUCCAAG